Molecule: messenger RNA, 1221 nt
Organism: Quercus robur (English oak)
Lineage: Eukaryota; Viridiplantae; Streptophyta; Magnoliopsida; Fagales; Fagaceae
Product: protein PHOSPHATE-INDUCED 1-like
Exons: 1
Coding region: 110-1066 (318 amino acids)
Source: RefSeq, a predicted model, not a curated record
UCUUCUUCUCAACAAUCCCAGUUCCACACUGUAUUCCCAGCUUCUUUUACUUUCUCAAUUAGUUCUCAACUUCUAAUCUUUAGUACUUAAAACAGCUCAAAAAUUCAUCAUGGCUUCUUUAGUUUCCACACAGCUAUUACUACAGCUAGUUCUUGUAUUCUCUUUCUUCCAUUUCAACCUGGCAGCAAGGAGACUCGCUGAUUCAGCUGAAACCCAACAACCUUUACUCUUCCAAUACCAUAAUGGUCCUCUUCUCACUGGAAAAAUCUCCAUUAAUCUCAUCUGGUAUGGCAAAUUCAAGCCCUCACAAAGAGCUAUUAUCUCAGAUUUCAUUGCCUCUCUUUCUUCUUCCACACCCACAAAAGCUCAACCAUCUGUUGCCACCUGGUGGAAAACCACAGAUAAAUACUACCACCUAGUCAACUCUAAGAAGCCCUCCACUCUUGGUCUCUCAAUGGGUACACAGAUCAUUGAUGAGACUUACUCCAUAGGCAAAUCACUCUCGAAUCAGCAAAUAGAACAGUUGGCAUCAAAGGGUGUCCAGAAAAAUGCUAUCAACGUGGUUUUGACAUCAAAUGAUGUGGCAGUUGAAGGCUUUUGUAUGAGCAAGUGUGGAACCCAUGGAUCUCUAAAGGGUGCAUCUGUUCAAGGCAAAAGCUACAAGUUUGCUUACAUUUGGGUUGGCAAUUCGGAGACUCAAUGCCCAGGCCAAUGCGCGUGGCCAUUCCACCAGCCCAUCUAUGGACCCCAGAGCCCACCCCUGGUUGCACCCAACAACGAUGUGGGUCUGGAUGGUAUGGUCAUCAACCUGGCUAGUCUCUUAGCUGGUACAACUACCAACCCAUUUGGAAAUGGCUACUUCCAAGGACCAAAGGAUGCACCAUUAGAGGCUGCAUCGGCUUGUCCCGGUGUGUUCGGCAAGGGGGCUUACCCUGGUUAUGCUGGGGACCUUUUGGUGGAGCCUGCAACUGGUGCUAGCUAUAAUGCAAAUGGUGCAAAUGGAAGGAAGUACUUACUUCCAGCCCUCUUUGAUCCAUCAACCCAAACAUGUUCAACUCUAGUCUGAGGAAUGAACGUAAUAUGUGCCCGCAAGUUAAUGUAUAGUGUGUUAGUGCAGUAUAUUAGACAGCAGACUCAAGAAUGAGAUUAAUUCUUUGAUUCAUUUAUCAAUUGUAUCAUGGUUAAAUAAUGAAAAUUCUAUAGCCUCUAUCUUUUAUAUCA